Messenger RNA from Penicillium malachiteum, 1839 nucleotides. RefSeq names its product Iron transport multicopper oxidase fetC. Gene Ontology annotation, biological process: cellular response to iron ion starvation; reductive iron assimilation. The transcript has 2 exons. Gene Ontology annotation, cellular component: high-affinity iron permease complex. Lineage: Eukaryota; Fungi; Ascomycota; Eurotiomycetes; Eurotiales; Aspergillaceae. The record is from RefSeq and is a predicted model, not a curated record. Gene Ontology annotation, molecular function: ferroxidase activity; copper ion binding. The coding region runs from base 1 to 1839 and encodes 612 amino acids.
AUGGCGAAUUCCGUGAUGAGCCUGUUGGCCCAUAUAGUGGCGCUUUUCCUGGUCUUUCAGAGCGCGCAUGCUAAGACAGUUACUUACGACUUCAAUGUCACCUGGGUGAUGGCAAAUCCAGAUGGUCUAUAUGAGCGAAAAGUGGUCGGUAUCAAUGGGCAGUGGCCCCUGCCAACAAUCGAUGUGGAUCAAGGUGAUAGACUCGUGGUCAACAUGUUUAAUGGCCUUGGAGACAAAAGUUCUUCAAUUCACUUCCACGGCAUGUUCCAAAAUGGGACCAAUGACAUGGAUGGCCCUUCAAUGGUCACUCAGUGCCCCGUGGCGCCAGGAUCCUCCAUCACAUACAACUUCACCGUUGAACAGCACGGGACAUAUUGGUACCAUUGCCACACGGACUAUUGCUAUCCAGAUGGUUAUAGGGCCCCUUUAAUAGUUCAUGACAACAGCUCAUACUUCAACGACAUGUAUGAUGAAGAAUUUACGAUUUCAUUAUCAGAUUGGUACCACGAUCUUAUGGAGGACAUAACCUUCAUCAGCCGUACAAAUCCCACUGGAGCCGAACCGCUUCCACAGUCUUUCCUUUUCAAUGAUACUACCUCGGCUACCAAUCUUUCAGUUGAGCCUGGCAAGACCUACCUCCUGAGAUUGGUCAAUAUUGGUGCAUUCGUGGCACAGUAUUUCUAUAUUGAGGACCACAGCUUUCAAAUCGUCGAAAUUGACGGCGUUUACACGGAGGCUACCAAUGCCAGUAUCCUCUAUAUCGCUGUCGCUCAGCGGUACUCAGUGCUCGUGACGAUGAAAAAUUCAACCGAGAAGAAUUAUCCUAUCGUGACAGUUGCGGACUCCCAACUAUUAGACACCAUCCCGAGUGACCUGAAGUUGAACAGCACCAAUUGGUUGCAAUAUAAUCCAUCAGCACCUCAUCCGCAGGCCAAUAUCACCGUCGCCUCUUGUACAGACCUGGAUCCGUACGACGAUAUGAAUCUUGUGCCUUAUGACCGCAUGGCACUCUUGCCUGAUCCCGAUCUCACCAUCGAAUUAACAGUCUACAUGGAAGACCUGGACAAUGGCGCCGACUACGCACUCUUGAACAACAUCUCUUAUACAGCGCCUAAAGUUCCAACACUAUAUACUGUGCUCUCGGCCGGUGAUCUUGCUACCAACUCUCUGGUCUAUGGCGAAUUCACACAUUCAAUGAUUCUGGAGCACAAUCAAGUCGUUGAAAUCAUCCUGAACAACGGGGAUACUGGCUCUCAUCCCUUCCACUUGCACGGUCAUCAAUUCCAAGUGAUCAACCGGGCUCCUGGCUAUGGAGCACACUUCUACGACUAUGCUGAUGGGGAUCCCGUCCCUUAUGACCCAUCGAACCACACCGCAUUCCCGGAAUAUCCAGCUAGACGUGACACGUUUGUCCUACCUCCACAGGGUUAUUUCGUCAUUCGAUUCGUCGCAGAUAACCCCGGUGUCUGGAUAUUCCACUGUCACAUCGACUGGCAUCUGAUGCAGGGAUUAGCCAUGGUCAUGAUCGAGGCUCCACUUCAGAUUCAGGAGCGUGUCACGAUUCCAGAGAACCAUUAUGAGGUGUGCAAGGCUGCGGGCGUUGAGUAUGAAGGGAACGCGGCAGGAAAUACGCAAGACUAUCUUGAUUCUACUGGACAGAAUACACAGGUUGGGUGGUUACCUGCUGGGUUCACUACCAAGGGUAUCGUGGCGAUGGUGUUUUCUUGCAUUUCGGCUUUCUUGGGAAUGGCUUUUAUCUCUGUUUAUGGCGCGUCUGGUAUUCCGAAGAAGAAGACUGAGACUACAGAAGUGGUAGAUGGGGCGUCGACUGAGAACUGA